AUGCCGACUCGGGUAGACAAGACGCUUGCCGCGAAACUACUCAACUCCUCCGUGAGGUACAUCCUGUCGGACAUCGACGGGGUGGUGCUCUCCGGCCCCGAGGUCAUCCCACGCGUCCCGGAGGCCCUGACCCACCUCCGCCGGCACGGCAAGGCGAUCCGGCUUCUGUCCAACAACGCCUCGCGCUCCCGUCGGGGGAUCCUUGAGCACCUCCAGCAGCGCGGCAUCCAGGGCUUCACGGAAAGGGACAUCUACAACAGCGCCUACGCCGCGGCCCUGCGGCUUCGCCAGCUCCUCGGCGGGCCCGACGGCCUCAUCCAGGGCAGCCUCUUUGUCAUCGGCGAGCCCGGGCUGCACGAGGAGCUGCGGAAGGUCCUCGCACCGGGCUUCGUCACGUACGGCCUUGAGCUCCACGACCCCGAGCGCGUCGGCGGCCUCGACCCCGCCGCCCUCCGCACGGCCUGGACAAGCCCAGUCCUGCCCCCGCCUUGCCAGCCCCUGUGCCUCCCCCUGUCCAACCCAGGCCCGGGGAUGGGAAGGGAGGACACAGGGAAAGGGAAAGAUGACACAGGGGAGGUUGUGCAGGCGGGGUCGUCAAACGAGCGUCGGAUCUCGCUCGCGGAGCUCGACGCGGUGGCGGUGGUGGUCGGGCUGGAUAACCACUUCAGUUCGCUAAAGCUCGCGUAUGCCGGGAUGAUCCUGUGCGGCCCGCCGCCGCUCCCGGGAAAGGGUAAGGACGCUGCGGGUCCCAGGGCAUGGUUUAUCGCAACGAACGAGGACCCACAGAUCCCGAUAGGCUCUGAGAACGUGCUGGCGCCGGGGGCGGGGUGCAUGGUGCGGGCGGUGGAAACCGUCUCCGGGCGCAACCCAGACGCCGUCUGCGGGAAGCCGAGUGUCGACAUGGCGUCGAUCCUCUUCGCGGAGGAGGGUAUCGUCAACGCGAGGGAGUCGUGUUUGAUGAUCGGAGAUCGGUUGAUUACUGAUAUUGCCUUUGGUAAUGCUGCGGGUUGCCAGACAAUGUUAGUGCUGAGUGGCGUGGAAGGGAUGAGUGAUAUCGAGAAGGCGAAGAAGGAAAAGCGGAACGACUUGCUCCCAGAUUACAUAGGGGACUCGCUUGCUUGCUUUAUUCCGUAA
Molecule: messenger RNA, 1134 nt
Organism: Phytomonas sp. Hart1
Lineage: Eukaryota; Euglenozoa; Kinetoplastea; Trypanosomatida; Trypanosomatidae
Source: the annotation of a GenBank genome assembly